Messenger RNA from Trichosurus vulpecula (common brushtail), 624 nucleotides. It is a transcript of the gene HMGB4, whose product is annotated as high mobility group box 4. NCBI's taxonomy places the organism in Eukaryota, Metazoa, Chordata, Mammalia, Diprotodontia, Phalangeridae. The coding region runs from base 1 to 624 and encodes 207 amino acids. The transcript has a single exon. Gene Ontology annotation, molecular function: DNA binding, bending. The record is from RefSeq and is a predicted model, not a curated record. Gene Ontology annotation, biological process: regulation of transcription by RNA polymerase II.
AUGGGCAAGGUUCAAGUUAAGCCCAAAGUGAAUUUGUCUUCAUAUGUCCACUUUUUAUUAAACUGCAGGAACAAGCACAAGGAACAACACCCAAAUGCUUACAUCAACUUCAAAGAGUUCUCCAAAAAGUGCUCUGAAAAGUGGAAGACAAUCUCUAAGCAUGAAAAGUCCAAGUAUGAAGCCAUAGCCAGACUGGACAAAGCACGCUACCAGAAAGAAAUGAAAAAUUAUGUUCCCCCAGUGGGAAUGAAGAAAAGGAAAAGAAGGAAGAAGGACCCCAAAGCUCCCAAGAGGCCACCCUCAUCAUUUUUCCUCUUCAGUCGGGACCAUUAUACAAAGAUCAAAAGUGACAAUCCAGAGUGGUCCGUGGUGGAAGUGGCAAAGCUCCUAGGGGAGAUGUGGUCCAAAAAGUCAGAGCAGGACAAGCAGCCUUAUGAAGAGAAGGCAGCCAGACUGAGAGCCAAGUACCACCAAGAACUCAUGGCCUAUCGGGUUAAUCAUGGUCAGGGAUGUUCAAGGAAGAAAGGACCAGGGACCUCUGGCCAGUUUCAGAACAAAAAGAAAUCCAAGUCAGACAAGAGUGAAGACUAUGAUGAAUCUGAUUCAGAAGGCGAGCUGGAUUAG